AUGACAACACCUGAAGAAGCACAGACAAUGAGGAGUCAAAUCGCCCAAUUGUUGGAGCAGAAUGAGGCACUUCUCGCCUCAGUCGAAACUAUCCAACAAGUGCAACAGCAAGAAAAGACCGACUCUCAUCAUGGCGAUUUGGAUGAGCCAGAGCCUCAACCGUUUUCAACUGAAAUAUGGAACGCACCGGUUCCCGACAACUUUAAACCGCCUCAUCUACCAUCUUUCGAUGGAAGAGGCGAUCCUUCUGAGCAUGUAACCGUCUUCAACACUCGGAUGUCCGUUUAUGGAGUUGCUGACUCCCUUAAGUGCAAGCUUUUGGCAGGAACUUUUGCUGAUGCAGCUUUGCGAUGGUACAUGAGCCUUCCUCGUUUCUCCAUCGUGAGUUACCAAGACAUGACGAAGAAAUUCACACAACAAUUUUCCGGGACCCGUCACCGGAAGGUGCUAUCAACUAGUUUGUUCAACGUUCGGCAAGGACCGAAUGAAUCGCUGAGGGAGUACCUCGCCCGUUUCAAUGAUUCAACAAUUAAAGUCUCCAACCCCAACCAAGAAGUCUUUGUCGGCGCUUUUCAGAACGGCUUACGGGCGGGACAAUUUAAUGAGUCACUCGCCCAAAAGCCGGCUGACUCAAUGGAAGAGAUAAUAGCUCGUGCCGAGUGCUAUGUGAAAGGUGAAGAAAGCAAUGCUGAAAAGAGGGCUAGAGAUGUUAAGGAAAAAGGAAGCUCCGGUGGAGAGCGAAGAAACCAUUAUGUCCCUCCUAACAGAGACAGAGGGACGUUCAAAAGGCCAUAUGAAAGAAACCAACAACGCUACAUUCCCGAGGUAUUUACCCCUUUAAAUACUCGCCCUAAGAGAAUCCUCAAGGAAGUUUUUGAGUCCAAAAUCAUCCCGCCACCUCCCCUCAAUCGCUCAAAAUUCAUGGGUCCGGACAAGGACGCUUGGUGCAAGUACCACUUGAUACAAGGUCAUCAUACAGACGAUUGUAUUCAUCUAAAAAGGGAAAUUGAGAAGCUCUUACUCAAUGGAAAAUUACGUGGUUAUGCUAAGGAGAAACAUCACAGUGAGAGGCGAGAAGACAAGCCUAACCCUGAACCAAAGCACACUUUACACACUAUUUCUGGAGGAUUUGCUGGCGGCGGGGAGUCAAGUAAUUCAAGAAAGAAGUACGUUCGCCAGGUAAUGCUUCUGGGAGACAGUUCUUCAUUGCCCAAAAAAUACCCAGACGUUACUUUCUCAUCUGAAGAUUUUGGGCGAGUACUCCCCCACGACGACGACCCGCUAGUAAUCUCUGUUCAAUUAUUCAACUGGGAGAUUAAAAGGGUUCUGGUAGACACUGGAAGCUCGGCGGACGUUUUAUAUUUCGAUGCUUUCUCAAAAAUGGGUUUAAGCGAGGAACAACUCCAGCCGUUUAACGGAACCCUCUCAGGUUUCACGGGCGAGAGAGUUCACGUACGGGGAUACGUCACUUUAAAAACAGUUUUUGGCACUGGAGAUCAACAAAAAUCAAUUAAAGUAAGAUACUUGGUAAUACACUCACCCAGUUCAUAUAAUAUAAUCAUUGGUUGCCCCUCUAUCAACCUUCUGGACGCAUUCGUGUCCACCAAACAUUUGUUAAUGAAAUAUCCGCUGGACAACGGGCGAGUAGGAACGGUGCAUGGCGAUCAAAAGGUAGCACGCGAGUGUUAUCACGCCAGCCUCAAACUUAAAAAGUGCAAGGAACUCGAAGUCCAGGUUAUAGACCUUGAUCCCCGUGAGGAUUUUCCCCAAGAAAGGAUCGAACCUAUCGAAGAAGUAAAAGAUGUUGUUAUUGGUCCUUUGCCGCAUCAGAUCACGAAGAUUGGGACAUCCCUUAGCGGGUCAGAAGAGGAAAUCCUGAUUCAGCUUUUAAGAGAAAAUGUUGAUUUGUUUGCCUGGGCGCCUUCCGACAUGCCCGGAAUAGAUAUUGAGGUCGCCUGUCAUCAUCUGGCGGUCAGAACGUCUGUCAAACCAGUGGUUCAAAGGAAACGCAAGAUGGGAGAAGAAAAAAGAAAGGCGGUGGAUGAAGAGGUAAAAAAGCUACAGGAAGCACACUUCAUUUGUGAGAUAAAGUAUCCCACUUGGCUCGCAAAUACUGUCCUCGUAAAGAAAGCAUCAGGAAAGUGGAGAAUGUGUGUCGAUUAUACGGACCUUAAUAUGGCUUGUCCAAAGGAUCCAUAUCCGCUCCCCAGUAUCGAUCACUUGAUAGACAACGCCUCUGGCUACAAAACCUUGAGUUUCAUGGAUGCAUAUUCUGGUUACAAUCAGAUUAAAAUGGACCCACUGGAUGCUCCCAAAACCGCCUUCAUGACUAACCAGAAAAACUAUCACUAUCGGGUUAUGUCUUUUGGUCUACGAAACGCAGGAGCAACUUUUCAACGAUCUAUGGAUACAAUAUUUAGCAAACAAAUCGGGAGAAACCUUGAAGUUUAUAUUGAUGACUUGGUGGUAAAAUCUUCUGAGAAUCAAUCCCACUCAGAUGAUUUGAAAGAAAUUUUUCAGCAAAUUAGGAAGUUCAGCAUGCGCCUCAAUCCCACGAAAUGCACGUUCGGAGUUCAAGCAGGAAAGUUUUUGGGCUUUCUCUUAACAAAACAGGGUAUCGAAGCUAAUCCGGACAAAUGCCAGGCGAUCAUUAACAUGAGAAACCCAUGCAAUAUCAGAGAAGUACAACAGCUAACAGGGAGGUUGGCGGCGUUAUCAAGGUUCUUAUCUUGCUCUGGAGAUAAAGCUUUCGCCUUUUUUACUACAAUAAAAAAGAAGGAAGAGUUUGAAUGGAAUCAGGAGUGCGACGAAGCUUUCAGCAGGAUCAAGCAUUUUUUAACUACACCGCCCAUUCUACAUCGCCCUACAAAGGGGGCGAUUCUGUUCUUGUAUCUCUCGGUUUCUGAAAAUGCAUUAAGCUCUGUACUGGUGGAAGAGACUGACGAUCGAGAAAAGCCGAUUUACUUUGUGAGCAGAGUCCUCAAAGGAGCGGAAUUACGCUAUCAGAAAAUUGAAAAACUAGCGUUGGCUGUUAUAGUAACCGCCAGAAAACUACGCCCGUAUUUUCAAAGUCAUAAAGUCGUAAUCAGAACAAAUUACCCUGUGAAGCAAAUUAUGGGUAAGCUGGACUUGGCGGGCAGAAUGCUAUCUUGGUCUGUCGAGUUAUCGGAGUAUGACAUCCAGUUCGCCCCUAGAAAUAACAUCAAGUCUCAAGUCCUAGCAGAUUUCGUGGUGGAGUUUACAUCGCCAAUACAAGAAUCCCUCCCUCAUGUAUGGUUGUUAUCAGUAGACGGUUCCUCCAAUAUAAAAGGAAGCGGAGCCGGCAUUAUCUUGGAGGGGCCUGGCGACUUACUCAUCGAACAAUCUUUAAAAUUUGAUUUCAAAGCUAGUAACAAUCAGGCAGAAUACGAAGCUCUGAUAGCUGGGAUGUUGCUAGCCCAAGAGAUGGGAGCAAAAAAUCUUAGAGCGCGAAGCGAUUCUCAAUUAAUGACUAAUCAAAUCUCUGGGGAGUACCAAACCAAAGAUCAGCAACUUUCCAAGUAUUUAGCUAGGGUUCGGAAGCUAGCUAGUGAUUUUCAAUUCUUUGAAGCCAUUUAUGUCCCAAGAGAAUCCAAUUCACGGGCUGAUUUGUUGGCUAAACUGGCUAGCACCAAGAAGCCGGGAAAUAACCGAACAGUAAUUCAAGAGGUGAUAUCUGCUCCUAGUACCGAAGAGAAGGCAGUUUUCGAGUUAAACCAAGAGCCUGAAGGAUGGAUGACUCCACUGUUGAAAUUUUUGACGGGAUCUUUCGUCGCCAAAAAUGAUGAAGAGGCUCAAUUAGUCAGAAGAAGGGCGACCAAAUUCGUGGUGAUCGCCGGCAAACUAUAUAAACGGGGAAGAGCCUCAUCGUUGCUUAGAUGUUUGGGCGAGGAUGAAACGGAGUUGGUCCUUUUGGAGGUUCAUGAGGGAGUUUGUGGUAGCCAUAUUGGCGGGCGUUCUCUUGCUGCGAAACUAUUACGGACUGGGUAUUACUGGCCUAGAAUGGCUCAUGAUUGUUGUGAAUUCGUAAAGAAGUGUGAUAAAUGUCAACGUUUUUCUGAUAAAAAGAAUGCCCCUGCUAAGGAGCUCACGUCCGUUUUCUCUCCGUGGCCUUUCCAUAAGUGGGGGGUUGAUAUCGUGGGACCUUUCCCACAAGCGCCAGGACAGUUAAAAUUCCUCAUUGUGGGCGUGGACUAUUUUACAAAAUGGGUCGAAGCAGAAGCGGUUUCAAGAAUCACAGCAGAAAGAGUGGUGAAGUUUUACUGGAAGAAGAUUAUCUGCCGUUUCGGCCUUCCAAAGUACAUUGUGACAGAUAACGGGACACAAUUCGCAAGUUCUAAAGUCAUAAAUUUUUGCAAGCAGCUGGGGAUAGAAACCAAAUUUGUUUCCGUCAUUCACCCUCAAGCCAAUGGUCAAGCAGAAUCCGCUAAUAAAAUGAUAGUUAACGGCAUCAAAAAGAAGCUGGAAGAAGCAAAAGGACUCUGGGCAGAACAAUUGUACGAGGUGUUAUGGUCAUAUCAUACAACUCCACACUCUACCACUGGGGAAGCGCCGUUCACUAUGGUAUACGGUGCUGAUGCUAUGCUCCCAGUAGAAAUAGAUACCCCAACUUGGCGACGAGAACAUUUUUCUGAGGAAUCCAAUGAAGUAGGAAUUCAAUGUACUAUGGACAUGAUUGACGAAGUAAGGGAAGCAGCACACAUCAGGGAAUACGCAGCCAAACAAAGAGCAGCACGGAGAUAUAACUCUAAAGUCAUACCAAGAAGCAUGAAGGAGGGCGACUUGGUUCUGAAACAAGUGGUCGCCCCAACCAGGAUUGGAAAAUUACUGCCUAGUUGGGAGGGUCCUUAUAGAGUGAAAGAAAAAUUACAGCAUGGAGCCUAUAAACUUGAAGAACUAAAUGGAAACCCAGUUCCUAGAACUUGGAAUGUUGCUAAUCUUCGACAUUACUAUAGUUAA
Messenger RNA from Medicago truncatula (barrel medic), 4977 nucleotides. RefSeq lists its product as uncharacterized. Lineage: Eukaryota; Viridiplantae; Streptophyta; Magnoliopsida; Fabales; Fabaceae. Gene Ontology annotation, biological process: DNA integration. The record is from RefSeq and is a predicted model, not a curated record. The coding region runs from base 1 to 4977 and encodes 1658 amino acids. The transcript is spliced from 2 exons. Gene Ontology annotation, molecular function: nucleic acid binding; RNA-DNA hybrid ribonuclease activity.